GCCCCGCAAUUUCAAAACCCCCUCCGUAUAUAUCUCUUUCCCCUCGCAUUCGCACGCCCCGAUCAAAUUCCCCAAUAUCUCCCGAUCGAUCUGCAAAACCCUAGCUAGUCCCCUUCUUCUUCUUCCCCACCAGGCCAGUACGUACCCCGGCCGUGGCGAGCAGCCCGAUGGAGUCGGACGAGGAGUGGGUCGUCCUCUGCCCCGACAACCCCGCGGACUCCUCCGACGACGACCGCGGCGUCCUCGCGCUGCCCGCCUCCUGCUUCUCCUCCACCUCCUCCGAAGACGAAGACGAAGACGGCGGCGGCGGAGAUGAUGAUGAUGUUGAUGACGAUGAGGAGAUCGGCGGCGGGGAGGACGAGGAGGACCCGUACGGCGUCGACGAGGACGACGACCAGCCGCGGCGCCCGCCGCCUCGGCCGAUCUCGGGCAUGUUCCACCACACCCCGUCGGGCUCCCCCGCCUACUUCGCCUUCGACCCGCUCCGCACCGCCAAGCAGCUCAUCCCGGACCCGGCCUUCGCGGUGCUCCCGGAGCCCGCCACGGUCCUCGCCUCCUCCUGCGGCCUCGUCUGCCUCCGCGGGGACGCCACGGGCUUCUACUACGUCGCCAACCCGGUCACCUUCCAGCGUGUCCGCCUCCCCUACCCGACCCGCGACCACGCCCGCGACGCCGCCCCGGCCGCCGUCAUCGCCUUCGACUCCGACUCCCCUUCCCUCGACGCCUUCCACCACGACGCCUUCCGGUUCAGUCACUACCACGUCGUCGUCGCCUACCAGGUCGCCGACGGCGUCUGCGCCUUCGAGACCUUCUCGUCCCGCACAUGGGACUGGCGCGUCGCCGGCGACGUCUGCGCGCCCGAGACCGUCGUCGCGGCCUCCGGCGUCGGCGCACUCGGCCGCGCAUUCUGGCGCACCACCAUCGGACACAUCCUCUGCUUCGACCCUUGCUCCGGCAGCGCUGAUCUGAUCCCAGCCCCCGAGGAGGUGGAGUCCCGCCCGCUCUGGGAGAUCGGCGAGAUGGAGGGCAGCUUCUGCGUCACCUGCAUGGACGAGGGCGUCACCGAGGUCGCCGCGCUCUACAUGGUGCCGGACCCCCGCGGCGGCGAGCCGGCCUGGGUCUGGGCCGGCCAGUUCGACGGCGAGAACAUGCUGCGCCAGCACGAGGAGAUGCAGCUCCUCCGCUCCCAGGGCGCCGCCGAGGUCGUCAUGUGGGAUCCCCGCGAAGAGCUCGUCAUCGCCAUGGACUUCGACGGCAAAGCCACGCGCACCAUCGGCCCGCUCCACGGCGCCAAGUACGGCAAGUACCACACCGAUUUCAUCCCCUACGUCAACUCACGCACGGAGAUCUACAACAGUGAUGAUGUGGGGUCUGUUUUCAAGACCAACGACGAAGCUGUGACAUUCAGAGUUCCGCAACCAUCAGUCGAAGCAUACUGAGGCUUCCACUAAAUAUCUGCACCACAAAAGGAAGGAUUUGUUGAUGAUAGUGCAGUAAUAACACCAGCUUUUCAGAUCUGUGCAGCAUAACGGAGAAGCUAUACACGAUUCUUCCGAUGGCUGUUUUUGCCUGCUUGAACCUACAUAAGCAAAUCUCUUGCGGUUUUUUUCUAGUCACACGAAGCACGUUCUAUUCUCGUUAGGCCUUUUUUUUUGUCUGCCAUGUACAAACUUAGAUUGCAGACUUGCCCGUAUUUCUGUCGAACACUUAGUCCAAACUGGUUAGCAGCAGUCCAGGUGGUUUGGUUGAGAACCUGACUGGGGGACUCUCCCAUGUGUGCUAAACGUUUUUGUUCUGAACUGAAAAAACUAGUAAUAUCUUGGCAAGUUUACUGCUGUUUGCGGUUCCAAAUUGA
Molecule: messenger RNA, 1855 nt
Organism: Brachypodium distachyon (stiff brome)
Lineage: Eukaryota; Viridiplantae; Streptophyta; Magnoliopsida; Poales; Poaceae
Exons: 3
Coding region: 168-1439 (423 amino acids)
Source: RefSeq, a predicted model, not a curated record